AUGAAGACCACGGAAGCUCCAGGAGACAUUCCCACACACCACAAAAACCAUCUUAUAUCCAAGAUUGUGCUUCUCCUGCUCCCAGUGCUGGUUGCAAUCACAUCCGUGAAUGGCAUUAUUCUGUAUCUGACGCUAAACAAGACUACGGUCGAUCCAAUGCCUGUCCCAGUGACUUAUUAUGUCUGUCGGCCUAAUCAGACUGUGGAUUCGAGGAUUCAGCAGUAUGGUGACUCGAAUCCGUCAAAUGUCACGAUCGUGUCGCUAUAUUUUGUUGGAGACAAUGAUGAACAGGCACAGCUCAGGAAGUGGACGUGGCAUUCCCGAGAGGCGUACGCAAGUCGAUGGGGACACCGUGUGGUGGACGCAACGACAUAUCCUCUCAUCCAUACCUUUCCUGGAGUCGAUCCGAAGUAUCUCAAGAUUCUAGCAAUGAUCUUGACAAUGGAGGAUCGCAGUGUGAAUCGCCCGCAAUGGGUCAUGUGGAUGGAUUCCGAUGCGUUUUUCUUGAAUCAUUCGAAACCGUUGGAGGAGCAUUUGGAUGCGCGUUAUGAUUUGAUACUCAGUUCAGCGGGCAAGCCGCCGAGGGAUUUGUAUGCUAUCAAUAAUGGCAUUUUCUUUGUGAGGAAUACGAGGUGGUCGAGGAAUUUCUUCAGAGAGCAGUGGAAUUUCGUACUUGAAAACCAGCAGACAGGUCUCUGUCCAAGAGACGAAUACGGAAAACUUCUAGAUGACAACAAUCCCAACACAUAUUACAAUGGGUACUUCAAGCUAUGCGGUACCAACGUCCCAUGGAAGGACCAAGCACUAAUGAUGCUAACACUCGCAAACCCAUCAUCGUCACUCGUGUGGCGAGAAAAGAGAUCAGAGCUUUCCGGAACAACAAAGACAACGCUGCAUUGUCAUGUAAAAUAUACCGCUUUACGAGACUUCAACUCGGUCCCACCCUGGUACAAGCCCGGCGACCUCGUCGUGCACCUCCCGGGCCUAACCGCAAAACAGCGGAUCACCAUAAUAUCGGAAUUCGCACGCAUAUCCGAUUUCAACACAGGUGUUGUCAGACACAACGAGACGAGAAUGACGAUACUCAAGCCAUCGUUCGCGAAAUGGCCGCAUCCUGGUACACCGACUGUCAGUGAGCCUGCUGAUGCGACGGACGAGUAUCCGGGCAAGGGAGGGUGGUAUUAUAAUGAGGCGUGUCAGGCUAGUUGA
Synchytrium microbalum is the source of this 1209-nucleotide messenger RNA. RefSeq lists its product as uncharacterized. Gene Ontology annotation, cellular component: Golgi membrane. Lineage: Eukaryota; Fungi; Chytridiomycota; Chytridiomycetes; Synchytriales; Synchytriaceae. The coding region runs from base 1 to 1209 and encodes 402 amino acids. Gene Ontology annotation, biological process: protein N-linked glycosylation. Gene Ontology annotation, molecular function: glycosyltransferase activity. The transcript has 8 exons. The record is from RefSeq and is a predicted model, not a curated record.